Hordeum vulgare subsp. vulgare (domesticated barley) is the source of this 1131-nucleotide messenger RNA. RefSeq lists its product as uncharacterized. The transcript has a single exon. The coding region runs from base 332 to 874 and encodes 180 amino acids. Lineage: Eukaryota; Viridiplantae; Streptophyta; Magnoliopsida; Poales; Poaceae. The record is from RefSeq and is a predicted model, not a curated record.
AGUAAGACAAAUAUGCAAGUUAUAAAAGCGAUGGAGGUAAUCAAACGCGCCCUAGGUCGCUCUGUUACAAAUAAAUCGAUGCUUGAUCAGGCCAAGCAGUACCAGCCAUCAAUGCUGGUGUGCGGUCCGUAUGUGCAUGCCAUCCAUCGUGCCGAUCAAUUCGGCACCCACACAGCUGGCACGUCGCACCACCCACCCCGCGCUAUAAAACGCUUCGCACUUCAUCACAUCACACCACCCUGCCAUGAUCAAAACACCACAGUAAAAACAUUUUCCUCUCCUCUGCACAGUGCACACAAAGGAACGAGCAAGUUGGAAUUACUCGUUCAGUAUGGAGUGCGUCGUGGAGCUGCAGCAGGGGCGGGAGCACUGCGCCACGGAGGUACCGGAGGGGGUCGAUGGCGCUGAGCUGCUCCGCGAGCUCCCGGACGCGUCGCUCGCCGCCAAGGAAGAGGAAGAGGGGGAGGAGGCGGCAGCAGCGCGCAGCAAGCGUCACCAGCUCGGCUUCCCGGCCGACGACGUCGGCGAAUGCUGGGUCGACGACGGCCUGCGGGAGCUGAACUCCAUCCACCCGCGCCAGGAGGCGGGCUGCGAGGACUGCGGGCUCGACGGCAUCGUUGCGUCCGGCUUCGACUGCUGCGGGUGCUCGCCGGGGCCGUACGUCCUGGACGACGUCGGCAGCGCCGUGGGGUACUGGGCGGAGGAGAUGGAGCCCGCCGCCUUUGGCUUCUUCAACGGCGACUGCGUGGGGGAGUGGUACUCGGACGGCAUGGCCUUGGAGUGGGACGAAGGGGGAAGCUACUGCUCCUUUUACCCCUCCUACGGCGGCGAGGCGUGCGCGGAGCAACCGUACGUCAGUCCAUUGUGGGAGUGAGAUGUGUGUGAGGCUGUGACUGUGAGCCUUUUCUUUUUCUGAGCUAGAAGUAAUUUUUUUAAGGUUUUUUUGAGCAAGAACCUACAAGUGUGUGUGAGCCGUGAACAGUGUUUCCGUCUAGUCUUGUGGAUGCCCGUGGGCCACGGCAGAUUGGACCGUGGGCCUUGCAUGUCAUGUCUGAAUUUUGCAAAUUUAGCACGACCUGAAUUUGCUGAAGAGAGCAUGAGUCCCUCACGUGAUUGGACAAAUUUAUUUCU